This is a messenger RNA of Salarias fasciatus (jewelled blenny), 4281 nucleotides long. It is a transcript of the gene syt7a, whose product is annotated as synaptotagmin VIIa. Gene Ontology annotation, molecular function: phosphatidylserine binding; calcium ion binding; clathrin binding. The transcript is spliced from 7 exons. Lineage: Eukaryota; Metazoa; Chordata; Actinopteri; Blenniiformes; Blenniidae. Gene Ontology annotation, cellular component: synapse; plasma membrane; synaptic vesicle. Gene Ontology annotation, biological process: vesicle fusion; calcium ion-regulated exocytosis of neurotransmitter. Bases 1101 to 3236 code for a protein of 711 amino acids. The record is from RefSeq and is a predicted model, not a curated record.
AAAAAAUGCAACCAAGGACUUUUCACACUCUCAAAGAAAUUUCGCAUCGCACGCUGUCAUCCCACCUUUUAAUGAAGAUUGAAGAUGGCAUGUGAAUGGCACGCUCGUUACGAACUGCAUGUGUUCGACAACCAUGGCGUACGGCAUCAUUACGGCUCUACAUUCACUGUGUUGCGAAUGACGUGGUUAUUUUUUUGAUUCUUUGCGAUAUUUGCACCUUCCUUUGGCACUCGCUGCCUGUGACUUCUUCCUCCACAACACGUUCAUGCCCAUCACUACCUUACUCUUCAUUCCCUCCUUCUCUCCUCUUCUCAUCUUUCUUUUUGCCCCUGUCUAUAAUUGGAUUCUAUUUUCAGGCUGCUAUAAGUGUCUGUGUCUCUUGUGUUUGUGUCUCGCACCCCAUUUUCUGUCUCUCCUCCACCGUCACCCUCUGCUCUUAUCGCUCCCAUCACUCUCUCCAUCUUUCUGUCUCGGUGUGAAGCCCCCUUCUGGUUCUCUGGUUCACCUUCUUUUCUUGAUUCCUUUCCACAAACUGUUUUAGUUCUGCAAAACCUUCCAUUGCCCCUUUUUACCCAUUUGUUUCUGGUUGUUACAUUAUAUGACUAUCACACUAAAAGCCUUUUGCAAAAUUGCGUUAGGCGAAGUAAUGCAAAGCAGAGUAAACUGCACCUAACCGAUGCGAGGAGCUCUCACAUGACCUAAUUCUGGUAGUCUGGGUUACACAGCGAUCUGAGUGAGAGGAGGAUAUAUUUAGUCCGGAGAAGCAAAACAUAAAAAAUAUGAUGAAAGCUACUGUAGAGACGGAACGCAGGAAAAGAUUUAUGCAAAAACAAGAAACACCAGCUUGUAAAAUACAGAAUCUGCCUCGUAUUUUCAUGUUGCUGGGAGAUUUUAAAAGUGGCCGUGAGCCAAUUAAGCAGCAUUUAUGGAGGGGAGGAGUGUAGAGUGACAGGCUGACAGAGGGAGGGAAUCACACUGUAGAACUUGGUUGGCUGUUGGGAUGUCUCUGGAGGUGCAGCACGUAUUUAAAAGACGAAAAUGACUUAGACAGAAAGGAGAGGCUGUCAGACAUGACAAAACUGGACUGACGGCUGGAAGAAAUGGGGAUCUCUCAUCAGUCCAAAAAACCGUCGUCAGAGAGGUCCGGAAGCUGCAGAGCCGCCGCCCACACGCCUCGUCGCUGUCACGUGGCGCCGAACCGCUCCACGCCGGUGCGGACGGUGCACAUCCGGCCGCUGCCAGCGCGCAACACACCCGCAUGCAAGCAGCACGCUCACACGGCGCAGACACGCAAGUCGCACACACAUCUGACGCACAAGAGCGGCUCGCCGCCGCCGCCGCCGCCGCAGCCUCAGCAGCAGCACGCGACACACAGCGACCAUCAGUCAGGCUGCACCGUCUACUGCUACUUCUGCUACUGCUGUUACUGCUGUUGCCUCACGUUGCUUUCUUUCUCUCUCCUCCUCCUCCUGUCUCCACCUACCAACACUCCUCCCUCUGACUCCUUCUCCUCUUCGUCCUCACACGCCACCGCCCCUCCCCCCUCCUCCUCCUCCUCCUCCUCCAUCCCGCAACCAUCCACUUCCUGUUUGGACAAACUCUCCUGUGUCCAUCCUGACGUCAACCUGUCCUCUCCCUGCUACCCCGUGCCUCCCUGUGUUCUCUCUGAUGACUCUUUCUUCUUCAUCUCCUCUCCUGACCUCUUUACCUCCGACCAACCUACCUCCACCCGCCACGGCUCCUCCUCUGUAUCUACUCUUUCCACCCCUGGCUCUUCUGACCCCCCUCAUCGACCUGUCCUCUGCCGGCCGUGGCCCUCUUCACGCUCUCUUUCCUCCCUGCUCCUCUGUCCUCCCAGCUUUGGGGACCCGGUCUUGUCCUAUGCCUCCACUCUGGAGCACAUCCCCUCCGGGCCGGCCCGGCCGCGGACGCUGCUGCGCCAGCAGAGCCUCCAGCAGCCGCUCGUCCACCCGUCGGGCCCCGGACUCGGCCACCCCCCCACCACGUCCCAGAGCCUGGGACAGUUGCACACGGCGCCCGGACAGCCCGGGGGAGGCGGGGGUGCCGGGAGAGGAGAGGGAGGCGGCAACAGUGGUGAGGGUGGGGGCGCAGGUACGCGCGGCGGCCCCCGGAGCGCACGGGGAAGCCCCGCAGGAGGAGGGGCCUCUCGCUAUAGGGGAGGUGGAGCAGGAGGCCGCUCACGUGCCAAUCCUGGCAGCUGGGAUUACAUGAUGGACCAGAUCCGGGGUCGAGGCCUGGAUGUCAAGUCCUUUCUGGGUAACAAGCCAGCUAACAGCCCCAAGGGCCAACCCCCAGAUGCCGACGGCCACUCCUCCGUCACCGACCUGGCCAACUCUCUCACCGGAGACAUGGUGAUGCUGUCUCCGGGCUCGGAGGACGACGACGGCGAGGGGCCUAUCAGUGAAAAGCUGGGCCGGAUCCAGUUCAGUAUAGGCUACAGCUUCCAGAACACGACCCUCACCGUGAAGGUUCUCAGGGGCCAGGACCUCCCAGCCAAGGACUUUUCCGGCACCUCGGACCCUUUUGUCAAAAUUUACCUGCUUCCCGACAAAAAGCACAAGCUGGAGACCAAGGUUAAGAGGAAGAACCUGAACCCGCACUGGAACGAAACCUUCCUGUUUGAGGGCUUCCCUUACGAGAAGGUGAGAGAGCGCACCCUCUACCUUCAGGUGUUGGACUACGACCGCUUCAGCAGGAAUGACCCCAUCGGAGAGGUGUCAAUCCCCCUGAACAAGGUGGAGCUGGGCCAGAUAAAGACCUUCUGGAAGGAGCUCAAGCCCUGCAGUGAUGGCAGCGGGAGACGAGGGGACCUGCUGGUGUCCCUCUGCUAUAAUCCCACUGCCAACACCAUCACUGUGAACAUCAUCAAAGCACGCAAUCUCAAAGCCAUGGAUAUCGGGGGCACCUCAGAUCCCUACGUGAAGGUGUGGCUGAUGCACAAGGACAAGCGCGUGGAGAAGAAGAAGACGGUGACGAUGAAGCGCUGUCUGAACCCCGUCUUCAACGAGUCCUUCCCCUUCGAUGUGCCCGCCCACGUGCUGAGGGAGACCACCAUCAUCAUCACCGUCAUGGACAAAGACAGACUCAGCCGCAACGACGUCAUCGGCAAGAUCUACCUAUCGUGGAAGAGUGGACCAGCGGAGGUAAAGCACUGGAAGGACAUGCUCGCUCGGCCACGCACUAACGUCGCCCAGUGGCACGCUCUGAAGGCCUGAUCGCACCACCCAGCUUCCUCCAUGGCCCGUUCCGUAUCCUCCUCCCCCCCUCCUGCUCCCGCGCCUCCUCCCCCUCCCGUCCUUAUGCACAAGACUGACUUGCUGCCAGGCUGCGAAACACGGGUACAAUUAGCCAUCUGCUCUCUUAAACCUUUAAACUCUUUUCUCCUUUUCCUUUCAAGAUCUCAAAUCCUCUCCGAUUUCUUUUUUUUUUUUUUUUCCCCUCUUCUGUUCCCUCCUCUCAUGCAGCGUGUCUUGAGCUCUGUCUCGCCGCGUUGCCAAUGGCUCCCCUGUUUCUGACUGUCCGUUUGUCUGUCUGUCCUUAUGCACUUUGCCUGUGGAGGUCUGGUAAUCAGCCCCAACAUCGAUUCUUUAGUUUUGUACGACACUGCGGCGCCCGAUCCACUCCAGGUGCCCAGUCUUGUGGUAUCACAGAAAAAAACCAUCCGUGACGACCUGAACUCAUUUACUCCCACUGUAUGAUUACUCCAGGUACACGAGACUAGACUGUAUGUACUGUAUGUACAUAUACAUAUUGAUAUAUUAGGCAUUUAGAUUGGCAGAACUCCCCGUAUACACUCGAUUAGUAUAUGUACCUUCUCCAUUGCCUGUCUGUCUGCUUCUCACCCCUCCAGUUUGUCUCCCCGUCCUUGUCAUUUGUCUCAAGUGUGCAAUAUUCUCGUCCUCGUUUUCUGUCUUUUGUCCUUUUUUACUCAAAAGAGGUUUAAUGUUCAGCUCAAGUUGUCGAAAGCAAUCAAUACUUGUUUGUGAUGAAACCAGCUGAGCUCAAGAUAGAAUUAUUGAUACAGCUGUUUUCUCCCUGCUCUUUUUUUCUUCUCUUUGCUCUUCUUCUUCCUUUUUUUUUUUUUUUUUUCCCUUCUUCCCCCCUCCUCUUCUCUUCCGCUGGCACAAUGUGAGUGAAUUAACCCUCUUCCUUCUUUUUCUGGGUCUCUCCUUCUUGUCAUCUGUGUGCUGUGGGUGCUGUGCUGUAGCUCCAACAAAAAAAAAAAAAAAUAGAGAUUUAAAGGAAAAAAAAAAAAAAAAA